This is a messenger RNA of Hemibagrus wyckioides, 2460 nucleotides long. Its product is annotated as caspase activity and apoptosis inhibitor 1. The record is from RefSeq and is a predicted model, not a curated record. The transcript has 7 exons. Lineage: Eukaryota; Metazoa; Chordata; Actinopteri; Siluriformes; Bagridae. The coding region runs from base 81 to 998 and encodes 305 amino acids.
CAUGCGCCCAUACCGGUAAACGCUGUGAGAAUGGUUGUGUCUGGAUUACAAAACACAGCGAUUGAAAACACGUGGAGAAAAUGAAAUCGGCGAAAGAAAAGAAAAGAAAGCACUCUCGCAGAGAGCCGGCUGAUGGAGAUCGCAAAAGGAGAGGCACUGAAUCGGGCAUGGGGGAUCUUAAAGAAGAGCAGAAUCAUGUGCAGGAGGUAAAGGAAGAGGCGAGCGACAUUGAGGAAGGUGGCCUGGAUCUCACCGUGCCUUUCAAACCCAUCAGCGCUUAUCUGAGCAACAGACAGGAGAUGCUGGAGCAGUGUUUCCACGUCCUCGGGCAAAACAAGCUGAAAAAGAUGCUGCCUGACGAGCUGAAGGAAUGCUCGUUCACGGAGAUCAAGACGCUCUGCUGGGAUCAACUGCAGCAGCUAUCCGAGAACAAUCUGCUCCAGAUCCUGGAGGGUAAAGAGGUGACGGCGAACGCGGAAGCUGAAGAGAAGGAGACUAACAGGACUUCAGCAGACAGUCAGCAGGACAACAGCGUGGACUCCACGUCAUCGAUGAAAGAGAACGCUGAAGGAGAAGACAAGCAAGGUUUAUCCGGAGAAGAGAGCGACGUCCUGAGCAUCAACGCCGACAUGAACGACAGCGACAUCGAGGGCCACAAAGACCCCAAACCCCAAGAAGAGCAAAUCCCCGCUCCUACGGUUACGCCCUCCGUGUCCUCAGCCCCGCCUCCCGAAGUGGACCUCCAAUCGGACGAGCCGAAGCUGGAGCUUCAGCGCGACAUCGACAAGAGCGUCAGCGAGAUCCUGGCUUUGACCGACGGCAGCAGUGACGAGGCACAGCUCAAGCCGCGUUCACAGCAGGUCGCUAUGGAAACGCCCCCCGCGUCACUUCCCGUUCCUGCCGCAGCACCGUCAGCACAGCAGCUGGCACUCCUGGAGUUAGAGAUGAGAGCGAGAGCCAUCAAAGCUCUAAUGAAGGCCAACGAGGUGAAGAAAUAAACUCGGCCAUAUUGGCUUCUAGAAGUUUUGUCUAAGGAACACACGCAGCCAUAUCGGCUUCUCUUUUUGUUUUUUGCUGCUUAGGUUUUCUUUUCAGUUUCCGGACCUCACACAGUUUUACUGCAGAGAUCAGACACUGGUCAACACCGCGAUCCGGUUCAAAUACAUCAAGACUCUGCUGAUUUAAAAUGUCUCCAUUUCGUAGCUGUUGCAUGUGAUUUCUUACAAUUUAACGCCACUUUUAAUAUUUUUAUUUUAAAUAUACGCCCACUUCAAUAUGUAAACCUGUACAGUUGAUACUGUUAGUAUGUUUACAGCUUUAGUCUUCAGUCAAAGCAUUACAUUUCCUUGUUUGAUUUUUAUUUAUUUAUAGAUUGCGAGUAUCGCUCAGUGCCACUAGGUGUCAGUGUAGUGCUGCAGUUCUAUCUCAGGAUCAGCCAGAACAUUAAAACCGGUGAAGUGAGGAACGUUGAUUAUCUGGUUACAGUGGCAUGUGUUAAAGAUGCUGUUCACAGGAAGUGAACAGUCGGUUCUCGAGGUUGAUGUGUUGGAAGCAGGAAAAAUGCGCGAGCGUAAGGAUCUGAGCGACUUUGACCAACAUCCCACAGGUGCGUCCGCAGUGGUCAAGACAUGAGGUCAGAGCACUGGGUCGUUGAUCAGAAGGUCAGGGGUUCAAGCCCCAGCGCUGCCCCUCUUGAGUCCGUGAGCAAGGCUCUUAACCCUCUCUGCCCCAGGGUGCUGUAUCAUGGUUGAUCCUGUGACCUGACCCCAACCUCUUAACAAGCUGGGAAAGAAUGUCUCUGUGCUGUAAUGUACAUGACAAAUAAAAGUUUCUUCUUCUUCAGACCUUCUGAAGUUUGGAAACCAUUGAACUUCUAUGUUCCUCAUCAGAUGACCUCCAGUCAAGCUGCUGUUAUUCCCCCUGCCUCUUACCACUCAUCUGAUUAUUAACCCAGACUCUGAGUGUUGUUCUGUGAUCUCUGGCUCCUGCAUUAAGUCUGAACAGCUAAGCCUUUAUUAUGUCUGUGUUCAUUUUCAUGAGAUCUUUGAAGUGUCCACUAGAGACACAUAUUGGCCAAAAAAUUAGGCAGGAAAUACUCAGCUGAUGUACUGUAAGCUGUAUGAAAUACAGGAAUGCUUUAACAUAUAACUACAAACUACAAAAGAUCAUUUGAUCAGUUUAGUACACUUCAACAGGUUUCCUACGGCUCGCUGAUCUCACAGGAAGAGUGCUUUAGCUUCCACAGAAUUCCCGAGUUGGUCAAUGUCACAAGACAACGGGAUGAAGCUGGCUGCUGGGAGAGAAAAGUUCAGAAAAUUGUUCUUUAUGCACAUUAAACAGCUCAAUUCUCAAAUAAAAGCAUGUGCUAGUAUAGGAUAUGAAACUAUUACUUCUAACGAUUACUACCGUUGACCCAAGGGCUCGAUCAUUUCAAUGAGGAAAUAGACUUUAUAUGGCGAU